Chaetomium globosum CBS 148.51 is the source of this 1257-nucleotide messenger RNA. RefSeq lists its product as uncharacterized. Bases 1 to 1257 code for a protein of 418 amino acids. The record is from RefSeq and is a predicted model, not a curated record. The transcript is spliced from 4 exons. NCBI's taxonomy places the organism in Eukaryota, Fungi, Ascomycota, Sordariomycetes, Sordariales, Chaetomiaceae.
AUGGCGACCGAAAACCAGACAAUCGACUAUUCCCUCAACAACCCCGACACCCUCACCAAGUACAAGACGGCCGCCCAGAUCUCCGAGAAGGUCCUGGCCGACGUGUCCAAGCUCUGCGUCGCCGGUGCCAAGAUCGUCGAUCUUUGCGAACAGGGAGACAAGCUCAUCGAGGAGGAACUUGCUAAGGUUUACCGUGGCAAGAAGAUCACCAAGGGCUUCGCGCACCCCACCACCGUCUCCCCCGCUGCUUUCGUGACUCCUUACACCCCUCUCAGGUCGGACGAGAAGGAGGCUGAGGUAGAGCUCCAGGCUGGCGAGCCCGUAAAGAUCCAGCUGGGCGCCCAAAUUGACGGGUUCGGUUCCAUUGUGUGCGACACGGUUUUGGCCAAGAAGGCCGACGAGGACCAAGAUGUUAUCGAGGGUCGGUCAGCCGACCUGCUCCUGGCCACCCACUAUGCCAACGAACUCCUUCUCCGACUGAUGGUCCCCCCCGGCCUCCUAGCCCAGGGCACCGACGAGGAGAAGGCGAAGGCGGCUGCUGCCAAGGCCCCGUCGCAAUCCAAGAUCACCAGUCUCCUGGAGAAGGUCGCCGAGGCCUACGAGUGCAACAUCGUCGAGAGCACCACUUCGUGGCUCUUUGACCGGAACGAGAUCGAAGGAAGCAAAAAGAUUGUCAUUUCCCCUGGCGAAGGUACUAAGGGCGACGGUGUUCCCGCUGUUGGCGAGGCUUGGGGUGUCGAGGUGGGCGUGAGUCUUGGGUCGGGUAAGGUCAAGCAGUUCGAACAGCGGACUACCCUCCAUCGCCGCACCGCCAACACAUAUGCCCUAAAGCGGCCUACGUCCCGGAAGAUUCUGUCCGAGGUGCAGAAGAAGUUCGGUACCUUCCCGUUCAGCCUGCGGCAGCUUGAGGACGAGCGUGACGCCAAGUCUGGCGUCAUUGAAUGCGUGCGUGGCAACGUCUUCCGCCAGUAUGAGGUUACGGGCGACAAGGACAACUCCCCCGUGGCCAGGCUUCUGACCACUCUCGCAAUUACCAAAAACGGUAUUACCAAGCUGGGUGCCCCACCCGCAUUGGACCUGAGCAAGCUCAAGUCAGACAAGAAGAUCGAGGACGAGGAGGUUCUCAAGAUCCUAGAACAGCCCCUGUCUCGGAAUACGGGUAAGAACAAGAAGAACAAGAAGAAGAAGAAGCCGGCCAAGAAGGCAGCGGCGAAGGAGGGAGGAGACGACGAGGAAGAAGAGAGCGACGAGGAGUAG